This is a messenger RNA of Panonychus citri (citrus red mite), 3959 nucleotides long. RefSeq lists its product as uncharacterized. Lineage: Eukaryota; Metazoa; Arthropoda; Arachnida; Trombidiformes; Tetranychidae. The record is from RefSeq and is a predicted model, not a curated record. Gene Ontology annotation, molecular function: protein kinase binding. Bases 486 to 3683 code for a protein of 1065 amino acids. Gene Ontology annotation, biological process: positive regulation of protein tyrosine kinase activity; neuromuscular junction development. The transcript is spliced from 8 exons.
UGAUUUUCUCUGUUAAUUUUUAUUUCUUGUCGAUUUUAUUUUCCUUCAGUGUAACUUUAACCUUCACAAGGAGCACAUUGUGGAUCAAGUAAUUCCCUUCAAUGUGAAUUAAUUGUCACAAUUAAACCAAUUUUCCUAAUCUGACUUGAUAUUUGCCUAAUUAGUUUGCUCAAAGGAUUAAAAUCAACAUUGACAGUAAUCAAAUUUUAAUUGUGUCCAUGUGAUUUUAUAUAAAUACUAUUUGUAUUAACCAUUUGGGAUUUAAAUUGUAUCUUCAACAAGCAACUGACCUAAGGUCAAUUAAUUUGACAAAAAAACUAAUACAUAACCAUCAUCAUAAUGUUUACUCAUCAUUAACUGUUAAUUAUCAACAAUUAGCUGAAAAAUUAAAGUGUUUAUUGAUAAUCUUGUGUGUGUGUGUGUGUAUUUAUUAAUUGUUGUUAAUUUUUAAUUGUUACAAUCAAUUAUAUCACUGAAAAAAAAUUAUGGAUCCAAAGAUUGUCAUUGAAGGUGAUCUUAAAUUUAGAGGAACUCGUAAGUGGAGACCUCGAUGGGCAAUUGUAACCAGAUUAUCACCAGUUGCAGAUUGUCUUCAUUUACAAUUAUAUCGUGAUCAAAAGGAAAGGAUUAAAAGUGGAUUAACUAAAUCUUCAUUGUCUCUGGAAAAGUUUAUCGGAUUAGAAACUGGAUUUACUUUAGAUAAAGAAAGCAAUACAUUGGCAUUAAUCUGUCAGGAUAUGGUCUUAUUAUUGGCCUUAAAUUCAAGGGAAACACUUUUACAUUGGCAGACAACAAUUCGUAAUCAUCUUCCUCAAGAACAUCAAUAUCCUGUUGAAAUUAUUCAAUUUCCAGCGAAAAGUAAACUGACCAUUGGACCUUCACGGUUACACAUUCGAGAUGGUCUUUUCGCUCUUGUCUCUAGUAAUCCACCUCGACUUUCUGGACUUUGGCAUUUACCUGAUCUGAGACGUUACGGUGUACUUAACGGUAAAUUUUGCUUCGAGGGAGGGUCAUCUUGUGGUAAAGGUGAAGGUCUCCAUGUAUUACAAACCUUACAAACUGGUGAAUUAAUGAAAGCAUUUCAAUUGGCAUCCAUUGGUAAUCUUCAACCUAAACGGAAAUUGUCAACAAUUAAACGAGACAAAUGUAACAAUAACAAUAACCUUUCCGAUAGAAUCUCAUUUUGCUCAUCGAGCUCACAUUCAUCAGGAACAAGUUCAAUCUCAAGUGGUAAUGGAAGUUAUCAAAGUUCCCUUGAGUAUUCAACACCUCGUCCAUCAAUAUCAGGUCAUCAUCACCAUGGUCACCAUCAUGGUCAUUCUCAUGGAGGUGGAAAUGGUAGUGGUCUUGGUGAAUGUUCAAAUUGUUCUGGUGGUUCAUCGGUUGAAAUUUGGUAUGAUAGACUUAAAAUGUUACGUUCAGCUAAUUCUGGUCUCAUGUUAUUCAAUGGAUGUGGUGGUGGUGGUGGGGGAAGUUCAUCAUUAUGUUCAUGCCUUUCAGAAUCAAAUUUAACAACAACCACACUUGAUGCAACAAUUGAUUCAAAUGGUUCAGAAAAUAAUGACCAUCGGAUUCGUAAUCAUCAUCAUCAUGAUACAUUUGAUUGUCAAUCAACUGCAAGUUCAACUAAUACACUUAAACGGACAACAUAUAAUUCAAGCCAUGGUUCAGAAUCAGGGUCAACAAAUGGAAUCACCGUUGACCCAAGGGUCCUUCAUAAAUUGAUCACUGGUCAUUAUCAGAUACCCAAAAGUUUCCUCUGUAAUCAGGGUAAAAACUUAAUCGAUUCCGAGGAAGAUAAAAUUAAUCUGAUUAAUAAUCUUGAAAUGUAUGAUGUGCCCAGGAAAUUUCAACAAAUUCAUCUUAAUAGUUCAACUGAUUUAAAGCAAUCAGUUGAUUGUCAACAAGAAACAGUUAAUGGUGUUAAUAAUAAAACUAGUGGCCUGGAUAAUAUUACCAAACAAUCAACUGUAAUUAACACUGGAUUAACCUCUAAUUCAGUUAAUUGUGAAGUGGUUGAUGAUAAAACCUCAAAAGUUGAUUGUCCUGAUGAUGAGAUGAUCAUUAUAGUUAACGGUAAAUCAUUUGAAUCGACAACAAUUAAGUCACAAACAGCUGAUGAUAAGAUUAAUCUUGAUCAGAAAUCUGAUAAAUUGUUGGUUAAUUGUGAUGAAAAUCAUUCCAUGGGGCAAUCUAAAUCAAAAGAGACAAACUUAAUCAACAAUUCCCAAGGAUUACCAGCAAUUAAUUUAAAUCUCAAACCAAAUGGAUUAAAAGUUUCCACGAAUACUAAUCAUAAGGCUAAUUGUUGUCUAAUCAAUCCAACAAUUAACAAUAAUUAUGCCAACAUUGAUUUUGUCCGAUCAUUACAAUAUUAUCAAAAUGUUGGAUUGUUAAAGAAACAAUUAAAUACAACAAUCAAUUCAACAACAACAAUUAAACCAGCAGCUAACUUACCAGAAUCCUCUAGUAAACAGCAAUCAACAACAGUUAAUGAUGUUAAUCAAGUUAAUUGUGAUUAUCUCAAUCAAAAACAGGAUAAACAAGAUGAUAUUAAAGUUAAUUACAACCUGAUGGUUAAUAAAUCAACUGAUUGUAACAGUAAGAAUGAUGAUUAUCUUGAAAUGAUACCGUUAUUAAUUAGUGAUGAUUGUAGAUCUGAAAGUGAUUUAAGUGAUCACAAUCAAACAAUUUAUCAAUAUUAUCUUAAUCAAUAUCAUCAUCACCUUAAUCAACUUGAAAAUAGUAAUCGAGAUGAAAAUUGUUCAAAUAUAUUUUUAAUCAUGAAAAAGGAUCAAAGUAACAAUCAACAAUUUAACACUAGUGCCUCAUCAUCAUCAACAAUUAAUCAUAAUGAUAAUCAAGUUGUCGGAAAUUUAAUUAAUCCAUUAUCAAGAUCAUUAAGUGAUUUAAGAAGGAAACUUUGGUCGAGAGUUAAAUCAAUUGAUGGUCAACAAUUGAGACGAGAAAAUCAAUUAAAUCAUCUAUCAUCUUCAUCUUCAUCUUGUCCAUCAUCACCUAGAAAAUUAUCAUCACAAUCAACUAAUUAUCUUAAUCAUGAAUCAAUUUCAUUAUCAACUUAUGAUGACGAUGAACAUUUAAUUUUAUCAUUACCAAUUCCACCUCCACCUCCACCGCCACCACUUUCGUACCUAUUUGCUUGUCGUUUAAAUAAGUCAAUAGAAUCAUUAUUAACCCUUAAUGAUGAACAAUUAACUAAUUGUCAGCCUAAUUAUCAACCUGCAAGUUUUAAUUGUCACAAUCAUGAGCAUUUAACCUCAUCCGAUGAGGAUAUUUAUCAUGCAAGUCAAAUAAGAGUGACCUCUUCAAGUCCAUUUGAUUGCCGACCCAUGAGUCCAUCGGAAAUUAAAAGGUCAAUUAGUUUACCUAAUGAUCAACAAUCGUCAACAAUUAAGGAUAAAUUUAAUCUCCAUCCAAUCAACAUGGUUAAUAAUGAUCAGCAAUUAACAGCAACAACUAAUACAAUGAUUAAUUCACAUUGUAAAUCAAAUGAAAAGUGUAAUAAUAACAAUCAAAUUGAUGACAAUUUAAUCAAUAACAAUUUAACCCUUAAUGAUUUGAAUAAAUCGACAAUUAAUAAUUGUUACAAUCAAAAUGGUAAAUCAUCAAAUGCAAUCUUAAUUAAAUCACAAUUAACCAAUGAUGUUAAAGGGAAAAGUUGAUCACGAUAAUCAAAAGUAAUUAGAUUAAAUCAUCAACUCUUUUUUUUUUAAACUACAAUUAAACUUUUCAAUGCCAAACCUCAAGCAAUUAACUUAAUUGUUAAUUGGCUCAACUGAUUAUUUGAUCAAUUAAAAUUUAAAUGCACAAUUUGUUUACUGUAUUGAUUAACUUAAAUCAACUUUUUCUUUGUAAAUUUUGACAAUUGGAUUUAAAAUCUGUUUUUAAUUGUAAUUAAACUUUUGUUUCUUUAAAUUAAUUACAAUUAGACUGACUAA